Molecule: messenger RNA, 4410 nt
Organism: Gambusia affinis (western mosquitofish)
Lineage: Eukaryota; Metazoa; Chordata; Actinopteri; Cyprinodontiformes; Poeciliidae
Product: phosphatidylinositol 3-kinase regulatory subunit gamma-like
Exons: 5
Coding region: 134-880 (248 amino acids)
Biological process (GO): insulin receptor signaling pathway; phosphatidylinositol phosphate biosynthetic process
Cellular component (GO): phosphatidylinositol 3-kinase complex
Molecular function (GO): 1-phosphatidylinositol-3-kinase regulator activity
Source: RefSeq, a predicted model, not a curated record
CCAGCUGGUGAAGGAGGACAACAUCGACGCUGUGGGGAAAAAGCUGCAGGAAUAUCACAGCCAGUACCAGGAGAAGAGCAAAGAGUACGACCGGCUGUACGAGGAAUUCACCAAGACCUGCCAGGAGAUCCAGAUGAAGCGCACGGCCAUCGAGGCCUUCAACGAGACCAUCAAGAUCUUCGAGGAGCAGUGCCAGACACAGGAGCGCUGCAGCCAGGACUGCGUGGAGCGCUGCAGCCGCUGCAGCGGAGACAAGGACAAGGAGAGCAUCCUGGUCAACUUCAACAAGCUCAAGUCCCGCCUGGGGGAGAUCCACGACAGCAAGGUGCAUUUGGAGCAGGACCUGAAGACGCAGGCCACGGAGAACCGCGAGACGGACAAGAAGAUGAACAGCCUGAAGCCCGACCUCAUCCAGCUGCGAAAGAUCCGCGACCAGCACCUGGUCUGGCUGAACCAUAAAGGAGUCCGGCAGAAACGAAUCAACGACUGGCUCGGCAUACAGAACGACGCCGCCGCCGAAGGCGGCGAGGAAGAGGAGAGCCUGCCUCACUACGACGAGAAGAGCUGGUUCGUAGGAGACGUGAGCCGGACGCAGGCGGAGGAGCUGCUGGACGGGAAGCCGGACGGAGCCUUCCUGAUCCGGGAGAGCAGCAAGAAGGGCUGCUACGCCUGCUCUGUGGUGGCGUCGGGCGCCGUGAAGCACUGCGUCAUCUACAGCACGCCGCGCGGCUUCGGCUUCGCCGAGCCCUACUUCCUGUACGGCAGCCUGAAGGAGCUGGUCCUCCACUACCGCCUCACCUCGCUGGUGCAGCACAACGACGCGCUCAACGUGCGCCUCGCCCACCCUGUCCACGCCCCCGUGACCCCCCUCUGCAGGUGAACCCAGGGGGCGGGACUAGAUCUACUUUUUCUAGACGCUCCCGGGCGGCGCUCUACAUCUAGACUGCUUGAUUUGCACAGGAAGUGAAUGAGAAGAGAAGAAACGUUUCAGGUUCAACGCCGACCCGAUCGACUCCGUCUGGAAACAUUGGGGCUGCCGGGCCGCCAUGUUGGGGGCGGGGCCACAGGUCUGGGCCUCAUCAGGUCCACAGGAGGCGUCCUUUCUAAAGCCUGAUCAGAAACGCCCUGCAACAAAAAUAUUAUUCAUUUACUGUAAAUUAAAACCAUUCAGAAAGUUCUUCAGCUUGUUAUUCGUUCUGGUUCUGGUUCUGGUUCCGAGCAGCAGCUGGAAGCCGAUUCUUACACUUUACAGUCUCAAUCCACCUGAUUUCAGAUUAAAAAAUGAAUUUAAACAGCAAGUUUCUGAAAUGUAAAUGUUUUUGUUUCUGAAUCCUGAGCAGAAACGUUUUGAUCCAACAUGAAGAAAAACAAUCAGAACCAAAUUAAACCAAAAGGUUUCAUGGAAAUGAAUCCAGCAGCAGAACGUCAGUAAAACCAGAAAAUGUUUUCAUGACAUUUAAAACUUUAGAAUGAAACAAUUUCACCUCAUUUAACAAAAUGAUUUUAUUUCCUUAUUAAAAUAUGCAGAACCUGUUUUAUUGUUCCAACUUUUCUUAUAUUUGACUUUAGAUAUAAAUCUCAUUAAAAAUAGAUUCUGCUCCUGAAUUUAUCCCCCAAGCUCUGGAACAUUGUUUCCAUAGAACUGUACUGACAUCUAGUGGUAAAGUUAAGAACUGCAACAGAAAAUUUUCCCCUAAGGAAAAAAACUAAUUAAUUUUGAAUUUUAAAGUGAAAUUUUUCUGUUUAUGGUUCAAAUAUUUUCUGCAUGUUUAAAGUUCCAUGAAUGAAUUAAAACUAAUUUAACAUUUAAAACUUUAACUGGGCCGUUUGAGCUGAUUGGGCGGCGUCUUCUUCCUGUGGAGCUUCUGAUUGGCUGAUGACCGGGUCUGCUGGCUCCUCCCCCGUCUGCAGUGAGUCCACAAAAAGCCACAGGUGUGUGUGUGUGUGUUUGGACUCGUCUGGAGCUGAAAGCCAUCUGUGGUGAAGCUGUUCCCGUUUGGACCCGGUAGGCGGGUCAGAACCGGGUCAGGCCGCACCGCCCUUCAGAACCACAGCAAGGGAGCUGAACUGUGAAUGUUUGUUUAUUUAUUUCAUGCUGAGUGAAGCUGACAGAACUCCGGACCGGACCAGGCAGAACUCCAGCAGCACAAAGUACCGACCCGGUUCUGCUGCACCGUUUCCCUCUCUGGUUCUCUGAACCCGUUUGAAUGUACAGAGACGGGUUCUGAUCCGUGUUUACCCACCACACACUGACUGACCUCUGCAGGUGCUACCGGGUCGGACUGGACCGGGUCGGACUGGACCGGGUCGCCCCCCUCAGGUGUUUUCGAGCCAGCAGCAGGAAAACGAAGCGAAUCAGGGUUUUUUUGUUUUUGGGUCGGGUUCUGAUCCGGUCAGUUUGUUGUGACCUCUGACCUCUUCACCGUCUCCAUGGGAACUACUUGAAGUGCUGAAUGUGUUUCUCUGAGAGUUUAUUAAAGUUUUAAGCAGAGUAUUCUGAGUUUCUGGUUUCCCCGGAUGGAGCUGCACACGUCUCCCUGUGAUGUCUGAUCUACAGAUAUAGAUCUAUAUUUACAGUUUAUAUGAACAGCUGGAAGCUCGAUUUUCAUCCCUGGAACAUUUAAACCAAAGAUUUUAGUUUAUCAGAGGAUUUAUUUGCUUUUGCCUCUUGGAAAUGAUUUUCUGUUGCAUCAGGAAGAAUCUGUGAAAUCCUGGUUUGUUUACAUUCCAGAUGUAAAGAGAAAAGAAGCGCUCAGUUUGUGGAUCGUGAUGAAAAUCUGUUUUGUGUCUGGAUUUCCGUCAGUUUGCACAAAACAGGAAUCAUUCUGGGAAAAUCAUCCUGCAGAAAAACAAGUUCAGAAAGUCCAAUAAUCUGGUUAUUAAUAAAAGUUGGAAACAAUAAAACCUGAGUGUCCAUCUAAUGUUGGAUUCCUGUUAGUUUUAUUUUUUUAAAACUUAUUGGUGGCUGAAAUAUGACGGAGUGUUGCAGCCAGACGAACAGAAACGUAACUCAGAAAAGAUGCAACAGUUGAAAGGUUUUAUAAAUUUAUUCACGUCUCAAGAUUUUCACAUUAUUACAGAUUAAUGCAUCAUGAUUUCUGUGUAAGUUUUACUCUGGUGUUUGACUGUUGCACAUUAUUAUGACUUUAUCUGCAUAUUAUUGCAACUUAAUUUUCACUAUUUAUUGAACUGAUUAUUUUCAAACUUUAUUUCAUGUUUCAUUACAGUUUUCUUGGCAGUGGAACGUCAGAAUUCGGCGACGUUACGAUUCGUUCUGGUAUUUCAAGUUUGUCGCAUUAAUACGACUUUUAUUAUAAUUUCCCAUAAUAUUACAAAUUAAUUUGUGCGAUUCAUUCUGGCAUUGACUUCACUUGUGUAUAUUUCUGACCUGGUCCUGAUACUCCAUCAUAGAAACGGCUCCAAUAAAUUAAAAUAAACCUCAGUGUAGAAACAAAUCAUCUAUUUAACCAUUUGCUGAAAAUUUGAUGUUUCAGUGGAAACUUGAAGUAAACUUUCGUUCAGAUCCAGUUUUUACCAUCAGGAGUUACAGUUACAGUUUCUGCCGGAUGAUUUCCCGACGUUUCUCUCCAGAUCCGUCAGGGAGGCGGGGUUUCGUGCAGGCUCCGCCCACCAGGUCGACUUUCUUCCUCAUGGCGCUAAAAGCAAACAGGAAGUUCGUGCAUCAAACCAAAACAAUCAGUUUUACCAAGUUUACUUUUCACCGACUGUUUGGUUGAAGUUUCCACUUUUCGGAAAACUCGACUUUUGUCUGGAACGUGUCGGGGAACCGAGGCGGCCGUCGGGUCGGAUCCGGUCGCCGACGCGCUCCGCCAUCGCAGGACUGUUACAGCGGCGUUUCCUCAGCAGGACUGCAAAGUUUUAUUUGCAGCGACGGUUUGAACGGGUUUGAUUCUUGGAGUCGUGUCGCGUUCAGAUCAGCUGCGUUUCGAACCGCGUCACCCGACUGACGAGAAAAAAAGAUUUUUAAAACUGUACAUGACGCCCGUCCCGUUCGUUCCCCUUUUACAGAUCCAGCAUGCAUCUUUGGUAUUGACUGUUGUUUUAUGUGUUAAAAAAAAAAGAAAAAAGGUUUAAUAGAUGUCUUUGGAAAACAAUUGUUAUUUGUCUGUUUUUGGUGUUUUCUGAUCUGAAUUGAAUUACAAGCAAAUUUAACCGCAGAGAAAGCGGACAGUUAAAACCUGAACUGUUAUUUAUCUGCUGAAGUUUUUUAUUCCUGAAUGAUUCUCGGCUCUCGGCGUUUUCUCCUGUUUUUGCUCCAGUUUCACUUUGGUUUCUUGUUUCGGUUGCAGAAGUUUGUUGGUUGUAAAUUCUGAAUUGGUUUUAACUCGGGCAGCGCCGCCAUCUUGGAUUCUGUUGCACAAUAAAGAAAAUAUUUUGAUCAAAUGUAAA